UUUGUCCCUCUGCCGCCGCCGUCCGAGAUAUUAGUCACCGAGAACGAGGGCAGGGGAGCGUGUGUUUCGGGGGAGCCGGCUGGCGUUGCCGGCACCAUGGAGUCACCUUUGAGCCCGGGACUCUCUUACCGGCCGGGAGAAGACUGGGACUCGACUCUAUUUGCUGAACUUGGCUAUUUCACGGACACUGAUGACCUGCAAUUGGAUGCAGCAAAUGAAACUUAUGAGAACAAUUUUGAUAAUCUUGACUUUGAUUUGGAUUUGAUGCCUUGGGAAACAGGCAUUUGGGACAUCAACAACCAAUUCUGUACAGUUAAAGAUAUUAAGGCAGAACCUCAGCCGCUUUCUCCAGCCUCCUCAAGUUGUUCAGUCUCAUCUCCUCAGUCAGUGGACUCUUACUCUUCAACCCAGCAUGUCCCUGAGGAGUUGGAUUUGUCUUCUACUUCCCAGAUGUCUCCCCUUUCAUUGUAUGGUGAAAACUCUAAUAGUCCCUCCUCAGCAGAGCCACUGAAGGAAGAUAAGCCCAUUGUUGGUCCUAGGAACAAAACUGAAAAUGGACUGACUCCAAAGAAAAAAAUUCAGAUGAAUUCAAAACCUUCAAUUCAACCCAAGCCUUUAUUACUUCCAGCAGCACCCAAGACCCAAACAAACUCCAGCGUGCCAGCGAAAACCAUCAUUAUUCAGACACUACCAACACUCAUGCCAUUGGCAAAGCAGCAACCAAUUAUCAGUAUACAUCCUGCACCUGCUAAAGGUCAGACCGUAGUGCUUUCUCAGCCUGCUGUGGUACAACUUCAGGCGCCUGGCGUUCUGCCCUCUCCGCAGCCCGUCCUCACUGUCACUGGGGGAGCCGCACAGCUACCUAAUCACGUGGUGAAUGUGGUACCCACUCCUGUGGCGAAUAGCCCAGUGAAUGGAAAACUGUCUGUGACUAAACCUGUUCUACAAAGUACCAUGAGAAGUGUGGGCUCGGAUAUUGCUGUGCUAAGGAGACAGCAACGCAUGAUAAAGAAUCGAGAGUCGGCUUGUCAGUCCCGCAAGAAGAAGAAAGAAUAUAUGCUGGGGUUAGAGGCAAGAUUAAAGGCAGCCCUUUCAGAGAAUGAGAAGCUGAAGAAAGAGAAUGGAUCACUGAAACGGCAGCUGGAUGAAGUUGUAUCAGAGAACCAGAGGCUUAAAGUUCCUAGCCCGAAGCGAAGAGCUAUCUGUGUGAUGAUAGUAUUGGCAUUUAUAAUACUGAACUAUGGACCUAUGAGCGUGUUGGAACAGGAUUCCAGGAAAAUGAAGCCUAGUGUGAAACCUGCAAAUCAAAGGAGGCAUCUUCUAGGAUUUUCUGCCAAGGAGGUGCAAGACACGUCAGAUGGUAUCAUCCAGAAAAACAGCUACAGAUAUGAUCAUUCCGUUUCAAAUGACAAAGCCCUGAUGGUGCUAACUGAAGAACCACUACUCUAUAUUCCUCCACCUCCUUGUCAGCCCCUGAUUAACACCACAGAAUCUCUCAGGUUAAAUCAUGAACUUCGAGGGUGGGUUCAUAGACAUGAAGUGGAAAGGACCAAGUCGAGAAGAAUGACGAACAAUCAACAGAAAACCCGUAUUCUUCAGGGUGCACUAGAACAGGGCUCAAAUUCUCAGCUCAUGGCUGUUCAAUACACAGAAACCACCAGUAUCAGCAGGAACUCAGGGAGUGAGCUACAAGUGUAUUAUGCUUCACCCAGAAGUUAUCAAGACUUCUUUGAAGCCAUCCGCAGAAGGGGAGACACAUUUUAUGUUGUGUCAUUUCGAAGGGAUCACCUGCUGUUACCAGCUACCACCCAUAACAAGACCACACGACCAAAGAUGUCAAUUGUAUUACCAGCAAUAAACAUAAAUGAGAAUGUGAUCAAUGGGCAGGAUUACGAAGUGAUGAUGCAGAUUGACUGUCAGGUGAUGGACACCAGGAUCCUCCACAUCAAAAGCUCGUCAGUUCCUCCUUACCUCCGAGAUCAGCAGAGGAAUCAAACCAACACCUUCUUUGGUUCUCCUCCAGCAGCCACGGAGGCAGCCCACGUUGUCAGCACCAUCCCUGAGUCAUUACAAUAGUACCCUGGGGCUACGUUGGAAAACUAAGAGUGGGACCUGCCAAAUUGGAGAAUGGGUGAGAGAAAUGCUUCCUUCCGCCUUCUGGGUGGCAAGCAGAGGACUGCCUCACAACAGAGUUCAAGGGAUAGAAAGGGAGAAAAAGAAGCUGCUCUGUUUUUCAUCAUCUGCCCAUCUACUUGGAAAGCACUGGAAUUCUGAUGUAAGGGGAACAGCAUUUCUCCACUGGUAAAUGCAGCCCUGCAUCUUCCAGUGUGUCCUGGCGUGGAUUUUGUCUGUACCUUUUUAAAUUGCUUUUCCCUCUAUAUUUGUUUUGUGUUUAAAUAGUCAUCUUCUUUCAAAUAAGCUCCUCUUCCCCUCUCUGCCAUUUCACUUAUUGAGACAGUAAAGAGAUUCUUAUUUACAGCUAACAGCACACAGGCGUUUCCACUGAUUAGAUUUUUCAUUAAUUUAAUGCAAACCCAUUGUGGAUAUUGUGCUUAUUGGAUAACAAAUUUCAAAACCAGAAGGGCCAAAAACAUCCCCAAAACAGUCAAAACAAUUUGGAGCUUUAGGUAAAGGGAAAAUUCCCAUUUGGUAAAGUUUAUCUUUACUUGGGAUUUGCAGUUCACACCUGACACUGCGCAUGGAUAACUAUGUUGGAGGUCAGGGGGUGGGUAGCAAAUUUGAGAGACUGAAACAGAAGAGAAGGGUCAGUGAUGGGGCUUUGAAAGAGGAGAUAGCUCUAUUAAUACAAAUAUGUAAAGCCUUGGAAGUUUAAUGCAACUGCAGCUUAGGAUUAAAGCCACAGCUGCCGUUUAUGUUGAGGACUCGAGGCCACUGCCUAUUAGCCCACGUACUUAUGUCUUCUCUCUGCUAAUCUGGUGCACAGGACAAAUGCUUCAUUUUUAUUGUGAAUCCCCACCCACUACACACCUUCUAUUAAUAUGAUGAUACCAAAUUCACUUAAGGAACACGUAGGUAACUUUAGACUAAGCAAAAAGAGCUUUUUAUCUUGAAAAUUGACAAGAAUUUAUUCCUUAAGACUAUGCAGACAAGCAAGCUUGGAUUUCUGCUGGGGGAAUACAUCCCAUAAUAUGGCAAUAAUUCUCAGUUUGUCCAGUGAGAAAACAGAGAAGGGAUUAACUCUUUUGUCCUUCCAUGGUAAAAAAAACACAGAAAACACUACUGUAUUCACUUACUUUUUCCUGUACUUUGACUCCCUUCUUCUCUCCAGUUUCUACCUUCAGUUUCUAAAGUGAGUCCUUCUGCCCCUCCUGUGAAACUGUUCAGUUUCUCAAUAGAACGCAUUCUGCAAACACUGCUUCUUACCCUAAUUGACUUGCCUCUGUCAGAUUUCUUCCACUCCAUUUCACACUAUAUCAGUGUCUUCCUUCUUGCAAGAAAAGGAAAGAGAAAUUAUCUCAACUCCUGAAGGAUUACACGCAGCUGGGUAGUUUUCUGCCUGUGAAAUUAGGCAUGGCUUCUAAAUGAUUUCAAAGAAUCACUGACCCUUCUAACUCUGGGUAGUGAUGCCUCUCUGCCCAAGCUAGUUAGAUGCUUUCCUAGGAAAUCAGUUUAACUUUUGUGAGGGACGCAGGGGGCUCUAACGCUCUGUUGCCUGGGAAUCUGCAGCUGCCAGCAUUAAUUAGCCUUCCUCUUUUCUAACCUCUUGUACAGACUGUUGUCAGUCAGUGCAGCUCUCUCCCUGAUUCGGCCAUCCUGGGUGAUGUUCACGCAAGAACCAUUUUCCCUGGGGACCAUCUUACUUCUAAUGGGGCCAAAGAAUGGAAGGCAAAUGUGUAGACGACCUUUAGAUUACAGGGCAGUCUUCUCCUGGAGCAUCUUCUCCUGGCCCUGCCCCCUUCCCAUGCUGUUUGAAUUAGCCCAGCAGGAGGCUGUGACCGGGGCUAGUAGGCAGUGGCGACAUGGUCCUUCUCAAGCUGCUAAUCUUCUACUGGAGCGUCGUAGUUCUAACAGUAGAUACAAACACUUUAUGCAUGGAGUGAUUAUAUAUGGUGCUUCCUUCCUCUCCUUUGCACUGAAUCCCACAGGAACAAACCAUCACAUGGACUUAUUUUUAGCACCUUGAUUUUCCUUGAUCCCUCUAUUCCCCGCUUUUCCUGUGCUCAUUUUACCAACGUGUCAGACUGAAGGCUGCAGCUGUGUUAGCCGACCUUCAUGCCUCUCUGACGGGUGAAAUGUGGGCGAGUGAGGAAGGAGUCAUGACUGAAGAGCAGGCAGGUGCCCCCGUCACAACGUUCAGAGUGCCUGUGAAGUGACCGUCAAAGCCGUCUGGAAGCCGAGCCUUCUCUGUGCACUCGCUGCCCCUUCCGCUUCUUGUUGUUACCUGUUCAGAACUGAUCUCUCUGAGAUGAGGGAACAGGAGUCUCCUCAGGGUAAGGGUUCGGGAAAUGAGUGAGAGGCAACUAACAAGUAUGAAGAAGUAUUCGACUUUUUUACUUGUUAUCAAAGCUAUUCUUAAUCCCUGGGCACAAUAGUAGUUUUUACUUUUAGUGUCUGUCUGCAGCAGAAGGCCCUUCAGGAAAUGGAAAGUUGCUAUGCUGGCUUAAAUAAAAUAAACUGGUGUUUUGGCUUAA
Molecule: messenger RNA, 4652 nt
Organism: Equus caballus (horse)
Lineage: Eukaryota; Metazoa; Chordata; Mammalia; Perissodactyla; Equidae
Gene: ATF6
Product: activating transcription factor 6
Biological process (GO): endoplasmic reticulum unfolded protein response; regulation of transcription by RNA polymerase II
Cellular component (GO): nucleus
Molecular function (GO): DNA-binding transcription factor activity, RNA polymerase II-specific; RNA polymerase II cis-regulatory region sequence-specific DNA binding
Source: RefSeq, a predicted model, not a curated record